Messenger RNA from Closterium sp. NIES-65, 6165 nucleotides. The record is from the annotation of a GenBank genome assembly. NCBI's taxonomy places the organism in Eukaryota, Viridiplantae, Streptophyta, Zygnematophyceae, Desmidiales, Closteriaceae.
AUGAAACCAACCCGCGUGGAUUCGACUUUGCCGCCUUCUACUACGGCUGCUACACAUCCCGCCGCCGAUCCCUCCGCCGGUCCCGCCGCCGAUCCCACCCCUCCUCCCGCUGCGCCUCCUUCCGCGCAGCCGGCCCCUUUCCUGAGCCCGUCGCGCCCACUGAUGGAACGCCUGCAGCGGUGGAAGCGCAUCUUCGGGCCGCGCCUCGUGCUGCUUCUCCUCCCCGACGGCUCUAUGAAGAUGUAUGCGCCGGGCGGAAAGACUCCCGCGCAUUCCGCCUCCAGCGGGGAUCUCUUCGGCGGAAAGACGCCCGCGCAUUCCGCCGCUAACGAGGAUCUCCGCGGCGGAAAAAAUCCCGCCAGCGGCGGAGACGUGCCCGCGCCGGUCAUCGCCGGGCUUCCGCGCGUCCUUGACUCCGCGCACCUCUCCCGUUCCGCGCGCCACCACACGCGAAGUCGGGUUCCGCGCAGGCCCCGCGGAGGCGGCGGAAGGGCUUCGGCGCGGCAGCUGACGGUGGCUGACGUCAUGCGCGAGCAUCCUGGGUAUUCCGUGGGAUCCAUGUCUUCGAAGCGCGCCGUGCUGCCGCGGGAUAAGGUGCUGCACCCGGGAGGGACGUAUUACCUCUCUAAACCGGCCCUCGCGGCGCAGGGCGCGCUGGAAACGCAGAGCGCGGAAGGGAAGGGCGCGGGAGGGGAGAGCGCGGAAACGGAGGGCGCGGAGGGGCAGCGCGGGAAGCAGCAGAGCCCGAAUCAGCGGGGCGCGCAAGCAGCUAACGAACCCGCGGGGCGCGGACUUCAAGUAGGAGGAACAACAGCUUCAUCAAGCGCCGGCCCUGCGCGUGACGGGCUGGUGGAGGGAGGGGGAGACGCACAGGCGGAUGAAGAUCCGGGGGGAGCAGAUCACGGCCUGCUGGUUGAUAUCCUCGGGAAUUCCCAGCCUGAGAAUUUUCCACACCCAAAGGAUUGUGCCAGGCAGAAUCAGCAGCAGCACCCGAACCAGCGGAGAGGGAUGCAUAUGGUGAAGGGGAUUCUCACUCUUGACAUCACCAGCGACGCUUCAGACAACGACGAGAACGGGAACGACGAUGAUUAUGAUUUUCAUAAUGGUGAUAAUUUCUAUGGCUUCACCAGCAGUGCUUUUGAAGCGGGAUCCGAUGCUGAAUCCGACGCGGAUUCCUUCGCUACAACCGGGUGCACGGGCGGCUCGUGUGUCUCUACUCCCAGGAGGGAAGCUUCCAAGAAGCGGCCACCGCCCUCCGCCGGCCGGCCGCCGCGAUUCGAGCGGCAUGCGUCAGUGGGCUCCACGACCUGCGAGUCAACCCGGUCAACCGAGUCAACCCAGACGAUCCAGUCAACGCAGUCAACUCUGUCAAUUCAAUCGAUGCUCUCCCUACAGUCCUCGCAGUCAAUUCAGUCAACGCAGUCAACAUGGUCAACGCGGUCAACUCGAAUCCGACAGAGCGUGAGCACCCACAACACGCCCAGAGGGCCGACCCUCUCGCACUGGCAGCGGGAGGAGAAGUCUCCAAGCGGCACCUUGCUCGAGUGGAAGAGAGGCGGACUGCCCAGAUCAAGGCCGGGGAUCUUCAAAACCCAGCAGUCUCCCACUGCUGAGAAUCAGCAAUCCCCUAACCUGCCGUUUCCUGACCUGCACGAAGGCUGCGGCAGGGAAUCAGAAAGGGGGAGAGCCUGCGGGGAGAGGGGAGGAGCGGGUGGAGAGAGGGGACGAGGGGGAGAGAGGGGAGGAGUGGGUGCAGAGAGGGGAGGGGGUGCGGAGAGGGGGCGGUUGAGACGGCACGAGUCGAGUGAGAGCAGUCGGCUGGCGUCGGCUCUGCAGCAGCUGUGGCGACAGGGGUCGGGUGGGUGGGGCGUGGGCUGGCAUGCUGGCACCUCCCCUGCUGCUGCUAUCUCCCCUGCUGCUGCUAUCUCCCCUGCUGCUGCUAUCUCCCCUGCUGCCUCUACCUUACCUGCUGCUAGCCCCCCUUCUGGUACUGCUGAUGGUGGCUGGGCUUCUUCUGCGGCUUCCACUCCUGUUGCUGUUCGUACCAGUCCCGCUGCUGCUGCUGUUGCUGCUGCUGCUGCUGCCGCUGCCGCUCCUGCUGUUGGCCGUAAAGAUCCUGCCUCUGAGGCCAGCCCUGCUGGUCGUGCUGCUGCAGCAGCACACAAGCGAGCAGCGAGUGCGCUGUCCCUUCACGCCCUGGCGGCUGCUGAAGACGAAGAAACGGGUGAGAGGAGGCUGGGAGUGGGAAGGAGAAGCAACGACGGAGGAGUGAGGGAGGGAAGAGGAGGCAAGCAGUCUAUGGUGGCUGCAGCAGGUGCGGGGGUAUCCGGGGUGUGGGUUCCCCCUGGGGGCGGACUUAAAAUGGAUGGGGAAGGCAAAGAAGAGGACGGAUGGGCUCAUUCCGAGCUCGGGGCGGCCACCAUCCAUUCCUGGAAGCUUCCCCGGUCGCACACGGUGGGGUCCAGAUCCCGUGUAUCGAAAUCCGCGGGCUACGGGGCGGAUCUGAGGGCGCAGUAUGGCCUUGUGUCCAAGUCAGGCGAGUAUUGGGUGGAUAUGAGAGGUCAGUAUGGUGUGUCUAAGUCGGGUGGGCAUGGGGCGGACAUGCGGGCUAGUGUCCCUUCAGAUGCCUUCCUCCAAUCAGCUCUCUUUCCCACGUCCCUCAGCAGCCAAUCAGAGCAGCCGAGCGUGGUAACCAGCAGCGGCAGCAGCUACAGUGCGGCUGCUAGUCCCGAAUUGACGCCAGCUGCAAGGAGCGGCAGCAAUGCAGUCUUUGCUUCUAACAAGCUGCUGCCUUUUCGCAGCAACUCUGCAUCCGAAUCGUCAGGAUCUUCAGAACCAUCAGCAGCAGCAUCAGAGGGAGAAGCAGGGGAAGGGAACGCUGAGGCGCAGCCUCAAAUGGGAACUGGAGAGGAGGGCGGAGGGGUUCAGAGCGAGGAGGAUGGAGAGAGGAACAAUUUUCUUGCAGCGCAGAACCUGGGGGGAAGCAGCAAAGCCCUAAGCAAGAACAGCACGGGUGUUACUACAGAUGGGGAUUUCAGCAGCAGCAGGAAGGGAGUGGUAAAUGACGCCUCCGCUGCUCUUGCCGCUGCUUCUGACUAUGUGAUUAAAGCUGCUUCGGCAUUGGGUUUGAAGGGCCGGAGCACUGAAGAGGCAGGUGAAACUUUCGCUCGGGGAGUUCGGCCAAUCAUACACGAGGGACGGCCGUUGAUUCCGGAGCUGAAGCGACCCAUCUGGGAGAAACCGCCGCCCGGCGGGAAGGUUCCUGGAAAUGAGGAGUUUGCGCUGCGGAGGGAGAUGGUGGAAUUCAGAGCAGAAAAGAACGUGGUGGUAGUGACUUUCGCCAACCACGCUUUUAUGGAUUUCGUGCUAAACUGGGUGAAGCACCUCACAGAUCUGGGGGUUACCAACAUCCUCAUAGGUGCCAUGGACAAUGAAAUUCUCACCGCACUCUACCAGGAGGGCGUGCCUGUGUUCGACCUGGAGAGUGGCAUGAGCCCGGGGGACAGCAGCACUCUACCAGGAGGGCGUGCCUGUGUUCGACCUGGAGAGUGGCAUGAGCCCGGGGGACAGCAGGUGGGGCACGCAUGUUCGCAACAGUCUGUGUAUCCCCUGCUUCCCUUCCUUUGCCUAGGCGCCAUGGACCCCACCAUUCUGAAAGCACUCUACCAGGAGGGCGUGCCUGUGUUCGACCUGGAGAGUGGCAUGAGCCCGGAGGACAGCGGGUGGGGCACGCCAGUGUUCCAUGCCAUGGGGCGGGAGAAAGUGACUCUGGUCAACGUGUUCCUCUCCAUGGGGGUGGAAUUGCUUAUCUGUGACACGGACACUGUGUGGCUCAAGAACCCUCUGCCCUUCAUCGCUCGCUACCCAACAGCAGACGUCCUCACAUCCAGUGACCACCUUGUCCGCUCAGUUGAUGAUGAGUCCCUGGAGAAGUGGCAGCAAGGUGAGAGAGGGGCGAGUAGGCAUGCCAACGGCCUCCCCUUCCUGCAUAGGCAUUCUGAAUUCCGCCCCACCAACCCGGCCAAACGCCUCCUCUUCAUCUAUCCCCCAAUAAGUCAUCUCCCUCCCUUCCCCUCCCAACAUCUCCCCCUUCCUCUUCCCCACCCCCCAGCACAGAGCACGUACAACAGCGCGUACAACAUAGGCAUUCUGCACUUCCGCCCCACCGACCUGGCCAAGCACCUUCUCUUCCUUGUCAUCUCACAGAGCGCGUACAACAUAGGCAUUCUGCACUUCCGCCCCACCGACCCGGCCAAGCGACUAGCUCGAGCAUGGGCAGAACUCCUCGCUUCUGACGCUAAGAUAUGGGACCAGAACGGGUUCAACGAGCUCAUGAGGAAACACAUGGGGCCCGACGUGGAUCCUGCUGCUGCCGACCAUGUGUUCUGGGCGUUUGAUGGCAGUCUGAAGCUGGGGAUUCUGCCACUUUUCAGCACUUUCCCUCUCUCUCUCCCUGCUGUCCGGCCUUCAUCCCUCACCUCCUCAUAUCUCGUACUCCAUCUGCUAUCUUCCCCGCAGCAUCUGCACAAGGUGGUGGGUCUCGAACCGUAUGCUCUGCACGCCACUUUCCAGUUUGCUGGCACUCCAGGCAAGCGCCAUCGCUUCCGAGAGGCCAUGGCUUUUUACGACCCUCCAGAGUACUACGACCCGCCAGGUGGCAUCGUCUCAUUCGUCAACGACAUUCCCGAGGAGCUGCUGACGGGCGGCGAGCACACUCUCUCAACGCACUUCCACCUGGUCAACCACCAGCUGAAGAGCAUUCGUUCUGCUCUAGCUAUCGCCCUCAUUUUAAACCGGACCCUCGUCAUGCCAAGCACGUGGGCUCGAUUCGACCGCAUCUGGUACCCUCAUAAAGGCAUCCUCGAUAACACUGCAACGCCACAGCCGUUUCUCUGCCCACUCGACCAUAUCCUCAAUGUAGACAGGAUGCUUCCAGGGAAGCUUCCAGAAGAGGAGUUCGGGCCAGCAAUACCCUUUCGGGAAUAUUCUUUUCUUGACAACCCUCGUGUCCCAAAGGAGCUCCGAGCCUCCAAGCUCUCUGUGCGUAUCUGCAACGACACUGCUCCCGAUUGCCCCGUAGAAACGGACGCUCAGGAUCUUCCCAGAGCUCACACACUCGAUCUGGUGCUCAGGAAAGGCGUACGAGAGAAGCAGUUGCGGGAAGCAUUAUCUCGGUUUUCUGAUGUGAAGUGGAUCGAGUUCAGUUUUCUGCACGAUGUGUUUGGCGGGUGGGAUGACAAGGUGAGUGCUGGUGGAAGGACGUGGGGCAGAGAUCGGCACCCCCUCAGCAUGAAGGUCAACGUCUUUUCGCGAUCUGGAAAAGAGAUCGUCAAAGGCGGCCUCCAACUUCCCGAUGAGGCCUCCGUAGCAGAUCUCCAAAAAGUCCUUCACAAAACGACGCCAGCGUCAGGAGCCAAACCCGUCGUUCUGGACGCCAAAAAGCGACUCGCGGAGUACUCUACAGGAACCACAUUGGACGUCGUCUUUAAGGAUCUCGGCCCUCAGAUCGGCUUUAAGACGGUCUUCUUCUGGGAGUACUUCGGUCCUCUGGUCCUCUACUCGCUCUUCUACUUCUUCCCGCAAGUGUUCUAUGUGGACGGUGCCAAGAGGAAGCUUAAAGAUGUCCAGACCUACGCACUCAUCUACUGGUCAUUCCACUACACGAAGCGCAUCUUCGAGACGUUCUUCGUCCACCGUUUCAGCCACGGCACGAUGCCGCUUCAGAACCUGUUCCGUAACUGCGGUUACUACUGGACCUUCGCAGCUUUCGUAUCGUUCUUCGUGAACCACCCGCUGUACACCCCAGUCAGCGAGACCCAGAUGAUGAUCGGAUUCGGCAUUGCUAUAGUCAACCAGCUCUCCAACCUCUACUGUCACAUCAUUUUGAGGAACCUAAGGUCCGGCUCGAGCUCGGGGUACCAGAUUCCGUCGGGCUUCCUGUUCAACUUCAUCACGUGCGCCAACUACACGACGGAGAUCACGGCGUGGCUGGGAUUCAACAUCGCCACCCAGUCCGUCGCCGGCUACCUCUUCAUGCUCGCCGGCGCCAUGCAGAUGGCCGAGUGGGCGCUCGCCAAGCAUAAGCGCCUCGUCAAGCUCUUUGAUGGCAAGGAGGGUCGCCCCAAGUACCCUCGGCGGUGGAUCAUGCUCCCUCCUUUCUUCUGA